CUGCGCAAAUGUAAGCGGGUACCCGAGCCGAACCCAACCCAAAAAAGUUGACAAUUUCUCUCUCAUCUUUUGUUUUAUUGUAUUUUAAUUUAAUUUUUUAUUUACCUUUUUUAUUAUUAUUAUUUUGUAACCUGAAGUGAAUUAUUUUGUUGUGUUCAAUAAACGAUUAAUAAGCCAAUCAAUAUGUUGAAAUAUUUGAGAGGAAAAAGUUACAAAUCAGCUACUAAAUCUAAAUUGCCAAAGGAGGCAUUCGCUUUGAAACAGACAAUUUCUCAUGGAUUUCCACAUUCACCAACUUGUAUGGCUUAUGACAGUAAACUUAGUUUAUUUGCCAUCGGUUCACAAAAUGGUGUUAUUAAGGUUCAUGGUCGACCGGGUGUUGAAUUGGAAAUAUCACUUGGAGAAGAAACUGAAAUUCGUCAAAUUAAAUUUGUCGAAGGACUUGGACAAAUUGUUGUUCUCUGUAGUGACAAUAGUCUAAGUUUAUGUGAAAUUAAUGUUCAAAAAAAGGAAAAUGGAAUUGAAAGAAGCUUCAUUGAAAAAGUGAAAACUUGUUCUCAUUUUCAUAAGGAGCAAAGAGAAGGAAAUCUUAAACAAAUUACCACUAUGACCAUCAAUUCUACCAAUGAAAUUUUACUGGUUGGAACUCAAGGAGGCAAUAUAUACAUCCUUUCAUUAGCAACAUUUGACCUCACCGAUGAGAUAAUCUAUCAAGAUGUGGUCAUUCAAAAUAUACCUGAAGAUUCAGUGAAAAAAAGUAAUCCAGGUGAAGUUGAAGUUAUUGUUGAAAAACCUCGUGACGCUGGUAAAUUCUUAAUUGGUUACAAUAGAGGUUUGAUUGUUCUAUGGAACAAUAAAACAUUAACUACUGAGCAUUUUUACAUCGCAAACCAGCAUCUAGAAUCUGUUUGUUGGUUGAGAAGCGGUGAUCAAUUUAUUAGCUCUCAUGCCGAUGGUAUUUACAUUAAAUGGAAAUUAGAUGACAAUUUAAAACCCUCUCAGCCUCCAGAAAAGGAAUACGGACCCUAUGCAUGUAAACCAGUUCACAAGAUAAUUGGCUUGACAACUAUUGACAAGGAAGAAUACCUCAUUUUUGGUGGUGGCCUCCCAAGAUAUGAUUACUCUCAUAAAUAUCCUGUGACAAUAAUCAAAAACGGAGCCGAAAAGAAGCAUCAUGUCUUUGACUUUCCUUCCAAUGUUAUUGACUUUAUUGUUAUCAAUUCUGACGAUAAAGAUGAAAAAAUAUUUGACUAUCCGGAAGCUUUGAUAGUUCUUACAGCCCAAGAAAUUGUUGCUAUUGAUCUUCAACAUCCAGAUUGGCUUCAAUACCCAUUGCCAUAUCUAAAUUCAAUCCAUUCUGCCGAUGUGACCGCAUGUCAGUAUUUCUCUGACAUACCUGAAGAUGUUUUCAGCAAACUUCAAUCAAUCGGUGCUAAACAGAAUGAAAAUAAGUACACUAUUCGUGAAUGGCCUAUUAAAGGAGGAAUCGUCACAGAAAAACCUUUUACCGUUACAAAUGACGUUUUAGUGACUGGUCAUGACAACGGUAAUGUUAACUUCUGGGCAGCCGGAGAUGUUUCUCUUCGCCAUUUGUGUUCCCUUGAAACUUCGAAGCUUUUCAACUUCCUAGAAGAUGAUUUAAUUCCUAUUGAUUCUGACGAGGUUCCAGCUAAUGAGAGUAACAAAGAAGUUGAAGAAAAGUGGCCACCUUUUCGAAGCGUUGGUUCCUACGACCCUUUCGCUGACGAUGUUAGAUUGAAAGUUCAAAAAGUUAUUUUCUCCCCAUAUUCAUCAACUCUUGUCGUUGGUGGAGGCUGUGGCCAAGUGAUUGUUUUCAGUUUAGCAGAUGAUAAUAAUUUUACUCCUCUUGUGGUAAAAACAAUGAAUAUUAUUCGUCCAGAAGAAAAUUUCCCAUGGAAAGGUCAACCCGCCCCUAAACCUCGUUCAGAGCAUGUUAAAUUUGUUGGUUUUACUGCACAAGCCUUAAUUCAAACAAAUCCUCCCUCGUACAUAACCCAUUUAGCUUGGCAUGCUGAAUGGAAUCUACUUGCCAUUGGUACUUCUUAUGGUUUUGGUCUUUAUGAUUUUCUUCAACACACCGUCGUUGUCACCAAAAGUACAUUAAACACCAAGGAUUCUGCUGCUUUGUCCGAAAAUGAUGCUCCCUUCUCUCGGCAUAGUUCAUUUAGGAAAUCUGUUCGUUACUCUUUCCGUAAUUUGAAACGUCUUAGAUCUCUGAGAGAUUUAAAGAAACCUGAUUCCUCUCAGGCAUCAUCUUCAUCUCCUGCCCAAGAAGUUAAAACGUUUAGAGUUAAACCAAAUGAGAGGCGUGUUGAAGCUCGCCCUAAAGAUGAAAUAACUGGAGCAGUAGUUAAUUUUCUUUAUAUUGGUCUAGCCGGAAUAGACAAGAAAGAUUCAGGACAAGCUCCAACUUUAUGGGUUGGUACCCAAGCGGGUGUUGUCUAUGCAUUUGCUUUCAAAGUUCCAGGUCUAACGCCCAAAGAAGGUGAAGAAGAAAUGAGAAAAACUGAAAAAAUUACCUUCACUUAUGGCAGAGAGAUAAAAUUAGCUCAUGCUGCUCCCGUUGUAUUUAUUCAUCCAAUUGAUUCUACUGGGUAUCCAUUACCUGAUCCCUUGGAGGUUAAACAUGGUAAAGCCCGAGCCCCAUCAGCAGCUGAUAAAGUUUUAGUGUGCACAGAAGAGCAGUUCAUCUUAUUCACACUUCCUCAACUUAAACAUCAUUCUAAAUACAAGUUAACUGCAGGAGAAGGAGUUAAAGCCUCACAUGUAUCAAUCUCAUCUUUUACAUCAACUCUUGAUGAAUCAAUAACAGAACAAUGUAUCACUUGCCUCACCAACAGUCGAGAAAUUGAAGUUUUUACCACUGAUUUGGAGCAGAAGAUGAAGGCUCCACUUGUUGAUUCUCAAUACAAAUCACGCAUCUCUUUAUUACGAUUUACAUCUCACGCUGAGGCUUUAUAUCUUCACUCAUUCAGUGAACUUAGAAGAUUUUCUCUGUCACCUAAACGUAUCGUCGAAGCUGUUUGCCUUAUAUCUGUACCAGAAUCUGCAAGACCAAGGAAAGUCGUACAAGUUGCACCCAAGCCCGCGGUUGAAGUAAAAGAUGAAACUAAUGUUAAACCCGCUGAAGUAUUGGAUACGAAAAAGGAGAAAACUCCUGAAAAAGAUAAACAACCAGAAGCAGCAGCUGAUAAAUCGGUGGAGGUUAAACAGGAAACUGAAGUGAAAACAAUAGAAAAGGAAGAGACACCGACAGCGACAGAGACAGAGAAAGAGAAAAGAAAAAGAAAGAGAAAAAGAAAAAGAAGAGAAUGAAAGGAAGGCGAAAGAGGAAAGAGAAGAGAAAUUGAAGAAGGAGAGAGAAGAGCUAGAGAAAAUAAAGAAAGAAAAAGAAGAAGAGGAGAGAAUAAAGAAAGAGAAAGAAGAACAAGAGAGAAUAAAGAAAGAGAAAGAAGAACAAGAAAGAGUGAAGAAAGAAAAAGAGGAACAAGAGAGAGUAAAGAAGGAGAAAGAAGAGCAAGAGAGAAAAGAGAAGGAGGAUAGAGAAAAGAAAGAGCAAGAAGAAAAAGAGCGAAAAGAGAAAGAACUUUUAGAAAAAGAGAAAGAGAAAAAGGUAGAAAUUAAAGAUGAAGAGAAAGAAGAAGAUAAUAAAGAGGGAGAAGUUAAAGAGAUCAAGGAAAAUCAGAAUCAAAAUCAAAAGAAAAAGAGAGAAAGAAGAAAGAAAAAUCGAAAUGACGGACGACAAGAAAAGAAAGAGAAAGUUAAGUAACCCCACAUAAUAUCGAAAAACAAAUAACGUUAGAAAAUUACCGAGGAUACAAAUUUUAACGAUAAUUUUUGCUAAUUUUUUUAAUCAUCAUCAUCGUAAAAUCAACAAAAACAAAAAUAUAAUAAGAAACAAAUUGUUAUGCAACUUCUUGAUUUGAUUAACCUUAAUAAUGAUAAUAUCUACAAAGGAAAAACAAAACAAAACAAAACAAAAAUGACAAGUACAUUAAAUUAAAUUGAUAUUUUUCAAUAUAUUAA
Messenger RNA from Panonychus citri (citrus red mite), 4047 nucleotides. RefSeq names its product lethal(2) giant larvae protein homolog 1-like (gene l(2)gl). The transcript is spliced from 4 exons. The coding region runs from base 184 to 3336 and encodes 1050 amino acids. Gene Ontology annotation, cellular component: cortical actin cytoskeleton; cytoplasm; plasma membrane. Gene Ontology annotation, molecular function: GTPase activator activity; myosin II binding; syntaxin binding. The record is from RefSeq and is a predicted model, not a curated record. Gene Ontology annotation, biological process: regulation of protein secretion; establishment of spindle orientation; regulation of establishment or maintenance of cell polarity. Lineage: Eukaryota; Metazoa; Arthropoda; Arachnida; Trombidiformes; Tetranychidae.